Astyanax mexicanus (Mexican tetra) is the source of this 3102-nucleotide messenger RNA. RefSeq names its product chondroitin sulfate proteoglycan 5b (gene cspg5b). Gene Ontology annotation, biological process: nervous system development. The record is from RefSeq and is a predicted model, not a curated record. The coding region runs from base 463 to 2196 and encodes 577 amino acids. The transcript is spliced from 6 exons. Lineage: Eukaryota; Metazoa; Chordata; Actinopteri; Characiformes; Acestrorhamphidae.
CGCGCAUGUCGGCAAGCGUGUGCUUGCGGAGCGCGAGCGCCCACAGUUCACAGUUAGUUAAUACGUCAGCCUACAGAGAGAGACAGAGGGCUGAGCGCGCGCGCUAAGCAAAGCACAACAGAACGAACAGACCGCGCGGGCGCGCGCGAUCAGAGCUCACACAAACACACGCACACACGUUCGCUGCUCGUGCAGCCAUGCGGACAGACAUGACGGGACCGUAAAGAGAGCUCGCGCGCGGAGUUGGAGACAAUAACAAAGCCCGGGAGACGCGUCUCGUGCACGGUGAUGGGGGAGCGCGUGGGAGCCUAGUUUUUAACCGAGCACGAGCACGCAGGAGGACGCGGGAGCAGCUCGCGCGCCAUCCGCUGAUCAGAGCACGGGGGUAGUGUAGUUUCGGUGGAUUUAAAGCUUGUGUUGGUUGUUUGUUUGUUUGUUUAUUUGUUUGUGUUUACCGGGAGAAUGGAGGCUAGGCGCGCGCUCUGCCGGGAGACGGCCGUGCUGACCGGACUGCUGCUGCUGCUCCAGCUGACCCAUCUCACCGAUGGUUCACUGGUCUUCAAUGCGACUCAGUUCUCAAACUCCUCCCACUCUAAAGACAUGCCCACUGGUCUGGCCCAGGUCCAUGUCCAUAAACAACGUUCAGCUGAGGAACCUGGCAGCGGAGGACUGAGCGAAACCAGCUCGUCCACCAGUCCCUCCACCACCACCACCAACUUGAACGCCGACUCCGUAGAACUGGAGCAUGUGAUAGGCGUGGUUUCUGGUGGAAUGGGGGCAGGUCUGCCCACUCUGUCCGGCUCCCGAACUCAACGCAAACCUCAGCUCGACUUCAAAGACGAGGACGAGGACGAGGACUUCGAGGACAGUGACCCCCGCUGGCACAGCGAGAUACUCCAGCCUGACGGAAGCCUGGUGGAUCUGGAGCGACGUCAUCAGCCGAUCACGAACACGCCUCCUGCUCAGUUCACCAAUCAGCCAGACAACCACAUCAUCCAGGUGAGCUUCAACCAACCAGAUCGUCACCAGCAAAUCGAAACCCCGCCUACUCCUCAGCUACAGGAGCUUCAGGGUGGAGAUCCCACGUCCUGGACUCUCUCAGACUUUUAUGACUACCUGUCCCCGGACUACUCCACCACCGAUGGAUACCCGGAGGAAGACCAGCCCACGCCUGUAGACAUGGAGGACGAGAACGUGAGACAGGUCACCAAGGCGGCAUCCUCUAACCUGCGUCCCUUUGCGAUUGACGACGGUGCGUCUGGAGGUUACGAUCCUGCAGGUCCUGCGGGUGCUGUGGAGGCGGAGGACAGUUCUGGAUGUCUUUUAGGAUUCGUACGACGGAACGGUACCUGCCAGUCUCCCUGUGAACUCUUCACCAAUUACUGCUAUAACGGAGGACAGUGUUUUGUCAUGGACGGGAUCGGAGCGUUCUGCAGGUGUAAUAUGCAGAGCUACAUCUGGAAUAAAGGUACGAGGUGUGAGUCGGUGAUCACGGAGUUUCAGGUGAUGUGUAUUGUGGUGGGCGGGACUUCACUCGUCGUGCUCGUGCUCUUCAUGGUGAUCGUAUUCUUCUCCAAACGACUUCAUCUGCUAAAGAUCGAGAACAGACGACUGCGCAAACGCAGUAAAUUCAGGCCGCAGUCGGAGCAGCAGAAUGAUAAUUUCUCUCUCUCCACCAUCGCUGAAGGCUCUCAGGCAAACGUAAGGAAACUGUGUGACUCGCCUAACCCUCCUCAUGUCCGCGCUUUGGCUUACUAUGAUAACAUUAUCUGUCAGGAAGAUACAGCUAAGCAGGAGGAGCCCAGCAAGUCCCCGACUAAAGAGGACGAGUCUCUGAACAUCCAGAACUCCCUGACCCCCAAACUGGAGAACAACAAGUCCGGCGGAGAAGAGAACGCCGAGGAGGGUGGCGUGACUAUCGAUCUGGAGCUCCUCCUGCCUAAAGAGGCGAAGCAGCACCCGGAGACGAGCCCCCCGCUGCACUAUAAUGUCUUCCUCUACAAGCUCCCCAAAUCCCCCAAAAAGUCCCCAGUGCUGCGCCGGCCCCCGGGACGCUCCGGCCACGCCCGCUCCCUGUCCACGCUGUGCCCCCGCCGGGGCUCCGAGCCGGGGUACAGUCCCAUCAGCACUCGCUCGCUGCCCCCCAUGCCCACCCGGACCCCCAACCCGCGCCCGGGCCAGGCCUGCACGCCCUGACCCCGACACGGCUCAGCCAAUCACAGCACUGCUGCAGCCUCGGGAGGACCGGACUGACUUUCACCCUCCAAACACUCACAAACAAACACACACACACACAGUUAUCUAACCCUGCUGUGGUGCCAAAACACACACACACACACACAAACACACACACACACACACCUGUACGGUACACACCAGGGGGGUAAAUCCUGGUCUGGAAAGUUUACUAAAAAAAUAAAAAAUCAACCCCAAGAACAAGGUGGUUGCUAAGGUGUUGUUGAAAAUGAAUGGGUGAAAUGAAUGUAAAAAAUAAAGGAUGACCAAAUUAAACUAUAAAGUAGUAAAUCACCCAGCAGCAAACAGCUAUACCUGAAAAACAUCCUACAAACUGCCUUAAACACCACAGCAACACCUAAGCAGCCAACAGUUGUGCCACAGCAAGAUCAUAGCAACCCAACAGUCUUGAAUAACACAGAAAUGACUUAGGAACAGCUAAGUAGCAAACAGGUAACCAUAGCAACUCCAGAGCAACUGCCUUAAAUACGACUUUAAUACCACAGCAACACCAUAUUUGCCAAAAGAUAUACCACAGCAACACAUGAACAACCACCUUAAAUACCACAGCAAGUAGCCAAUACUGGGCUGGAUUUACAGCCGUAUCUAUAAACAGUAAAAACACACUGAACUGGAACCAACGCCCAAAAACCAGCAACAUAAACCAGACCAGUACUGACUCUAUAUACACACACACACACACACACACACACACACACACGGCUAUGACUGUAAAUAUUCAGGGUAACAUGCAUUUGUUUCAGACGGAUUAACUAAUGAAUUAAUGCGGUGCUUUUUCAUGUUUUUAAUCUCAGAUUAAUACUCUUCUAUUAGAAUAAAGAAUUUUAGAAUUACAUGUUUAUUUCA